UCCGUAGGCAAUCGAUCGCCAGUAUCGGAACCUAUUUCUUUCGGGAUGCGCGCAGCGCAGACUUCAGUCUUGCCGGAGUGCUAGUGGGGAGCAAACGAGAUUAGAGAUUUCGGCAGUGAGUGCCAGUACUAGGCGGUAGAUCUUAUGUACUGCAUGCCCUGACUCAGCUGAACGAGUUGCCCGAACCACUCGUAGUGGGUUGUUGACUGUUUCACGUGCGCUCGCAGUGUGGAGUGAUUACAGUUAGGUCGUGUGUCGGGCGCUCUCGUCUUUCUUGUCCGACUAGCGCGCAUGCUGAUCGUGUACUAAUACUGCUUACUAGCGUAUACGGUAUAGCGUCGAGUGGAGCACGUCUUUGCUGAACCUGCAAAUCACGCUGCGGCCUGGUGCGAGCGAACGGCCAAGUAAAUAUUUAGUUAGCUUUGUGCUGUUGUAGUAGUUCACCCGAUUCAUGGGUUUCUCUCAGUGCGCUCGUCUGGGACAAGAAGUAGUUGUUAACAUAGGCAGUGCAGUGCAGUGAAUGAUUCAAUGAACUGACCGCGGUUUUUUACCAGUGUUCGAAUGUGGAAUCGAUGCGCAGUUUCUGAGUUACUCGGAGAGAAGUAACCUCGCUCGUGGUUUGUGUUUUGUACGUGUGUGCCGCCGCUGCCAGGAUGUCGUUGGAGUGUGAACGAGCCCAGCCGGUUGCUGGAUCAGCCGACAAUCUAUGUUCAUCGUUGCCAUCGUCCACGCCGGUGCAACAGUGUAAAAUACAGCUACGACAAGCCGUCAAGGAGGGAAGCCUUGCAGAGACCGAGGUCUGUCUGAUGCAGCUGGCAGACCAACAGGCAAUUGUUCGAGAUGAGCUGAAAUGCUUGGAUGACGAAGGCCUGACCGUGCUGCACCAGGCUAUUUUCGUACGCCAAGGCUUGGCGUUACUGCAGCUACUCGUUCGUCACGGCGGUGAUAUCGGCGUGAGAGAUGAGGAAGGUUGUACGUUACUGCACACUGCCGCGAUGGUCAGCAGCACCUCCAUCGCUUGCUGGCUAAUCAAUGAAGGUGCUAAUUUGGCCGCACUCGACAAAGAAGGUCAUUUACCCAUGGACAGAUGCGAGGAUCCUCUUCUGCAAGACGUGAUCUUUCAAGCAAUGGCCAGAGCGGGCCUGGUCGGGUUGGCCAUGCCCAAUCCGCUAACGUGGAUUGGCCGCUCUGAAGAUUUGUGUGAUCGUGCUGGUGACUCGGAUUACGGAACAUCAUCGUCUGUAGGUUCACUAAGCGAAGAUGAAGACAGAUUAUCGCUUCACUCCACGCAGUCGUUUAGCUCUACUGACGAGGGCACUGUGGAUAGUGAGUCUCCUCUACACGACUCCGGCAGUAGGACUGCACGAAGCAGCUACGAGAGAGACGAGCGGACAGGAAGUCCAGCGCUGCUACCGUUGCGUGCCCAGCUAGUGCGUGUCAUAGAAGUCGAUGAUGUGAGUAGAAUUAGGGGUGCGACCGUGCAUCAUGUCCAGUACGACUGUGUCAUUUCAAAAGAGCGCAAAGUUGUACCGGUCAUUCGACGUUCAGGAGCUGGUCACCAGCAGCUGAGGCAAGUGGAACAUGUUUUCAUUUCAGACUCGAGCAUUGACAGUACGCCUGACAGUUGUUCUGGCAGAGAUCAGCCUGUGGCACAGAGAUGUGGGCCAUCAGAGGCAGCCAAUGACAACCAGGUUGUAGGUGAUCCGUCAUCCCAAGGGCUGGACAGCAGAGCUGAUAGGCCUUCUUGCCUCCACAAAUGCCCAUGUGGUGAACAGGUAUCACUUGAAGGCAAUUGGCUUGCCAACACCCCAGUGGCCAGUAUUGGCACUUGCAGUGCUACUAGUAGUAGUAGUAGUGAAGACAUCAGUGCAGACGUUCAGCCUGCAGCAGCAACAGCGGCAGCAGCAUCACGUGAGCAAGAGACAGCGCCCUGUGUGGUUGCUGAAGCACCUCCACCUCGACGACUUGAACAACAGCAGCAGAAGUCACAAUCACAGGAAACGCUGGUAGAAUCACUUGUUGAUGAGGACGAGGAACAGUAUCUGGCAGAGGACUUGGCCUGUGGCAGUAGCAGCGAUGAAACUAUCCACGCGGCCGAGUCUGACGCCGAAUCCAUUGCUGCAGAGGUUUUGGCACGGGCAUCAUCAUUUUCCUCCUUGUUCAGUUGCGAUGACACACUGCAUCAACUUGUGUCAUGCUCUUUGGAGUCAGUCAACAUCUCGCACUCGCAACACAACACCAGUUACAGUACUUGGAGGAACGACGGAGACGUCGCGAAUGACUUGCCAGCAACGUUUGCCUGCGACAGAUUUGUUCAGGAGUCGACGCUGAACCGACAACGUCUUCUAUCCAGUGUUGACAGCGUUGGGCUGACAUCAGCCAGUGACCUCAGCGCAACGUCUAGUGACACUGUGGCAGCUGAUGGCAACAAGAGCAUUGCCCUAGACAGCCCGUGUCAGAAACACAAGACAGAUGCCAGUGGCCAUGACGUGGAAGAGGAACAGCAGGCCGUGACAUCAUGUGUCAAUGCCAGUGACGAGGACGAGGACAGCCAGGAGGACGAAGAUAACACGCAGGAACCAGCUCCUCGCAGCACCCACCCGACUAGUACAACUGCAGCUAUGGAGGCAGUCCGUCGUCGCGUAGGGGUUGUUCACUACCCCACCAACCAUACUACUACAAAGCCAAUGACAUCCACCAACUACCCGAUUAGCAGCUUGGGCAAGAGGGGUCCUUAUGCGCGUCAUCAAGUCCUUUCAAGUGACUACUUAGGGACUGGCAAAGCAAUAUCAAGACGUAACACUGUCAGUGAGGUGGAUAUGGGAUGGGUCGCUCCCGCCAGGCAAGUCAAACCAAACAAGCCCUCCACGCAGGGGAAACCCCUCAAGUCUUUACUGCGUCAGGCAUCAGUGAGUGAGUAUGACACCAGCAGCAAGGCUAGAGGCGCUGGUAGUGAUGCUGCCAGUAGAGGCACCAGAGCAAGUAAGCUAGCUCGCAAGAAAAGCGUGUCCUUUCCCGCCGAAGUCCUGCUGGCAGAUGCCAUCCACGACGGCGACAUUGAGGAGGUCCGCGGCCUCCUGGUGUCCGGCGCCAUAGCGGCUGACGCUCUACUCGACAACGGACUGACACCGCUGCACUCGGCAGUGCUGGAGCGGCAGCGGGAGAUUGUCAAGCUCCUACUGGCCCGGGGUGCUCGUGUGGAGCAGCGCGACAGCGAUGGCUGGACGGCACUGCAUGCAGCCGCGACGGAAGGUACCGUGCCGGUCACACAUCUACUGCUGGAAAACGGUGCGGAUCCGUGGACAAAGACGAAGAAGGAGAAGAAGACGGCGUACGAGCUGGCCAGCAACGACAACGUCCGGCUAGUCCUGAGCAAGGCGAUGGGUGACGCCUAUCGCUCCAUACAGCUUGUGCCCAGCUCAGCAGCUGAUGCUGAUGUUGAUACUGAUAGUGAUAGUGACAACUGCGACGGAGAGGACGACUCAGACCUGGACGCCGAGUCCGAGGAAGAGGAAGAUUACGUCCGUAGCCGUGAAAGCGAUGUGGAGGACAAUAACAGUGAGGCACAUGACGACGACGGCGAUGGUGACGAUAUGGAAGAUGAGUCGGCGGGGGCUGCGGCAUCUGCUGCUGAUUCAUUGCCAAGGAAAGCGGCCGACAAGCAAGAGCUGGUUCGAUCACUUGUCGACGCCAUUUCCCAGCAUGAUUCUGCUAAAGUAGAUCUCUUGCUGGAGGAUGCCACUCCGUCCGACGUUGCCUACGAAGUUGAGGACGAUGGCUGCACACUGCUACACAUAGCCGCACGUAGUGGUCACGUAGACAUUAUCGAGAAGCUACUCGACUUUGGUCUGAAGCCUUUCUUCGUUGAUGAUAAUGACCAAUCACCACUGGACGUGGCAACCAGUGACCAAGUCAAACUUGUGCUCCGCAAGGCCAUGAGUAGGCAGAACACACGUCGCACUUACAGCACAGCCCUCUAACAACACAAUCCUAAGAUCUGUUUGGGGAACAGUGAAUGCUCUGAUCUCUGCCACUCUGGUCUUCCUCUGCCGGCCGGAUUGUCCUCUGCCGGCCAGAGCUGCACGCCGCCGAACUCUGGUCUUCCUCAGCAGGCUGCCGGCCGGAUUGUCCUCUGCCGGCCAGAGCUGCACGCCGCCGAACUGUACGCCGACAUGGACAUGUUGUGAUCUUUCUGAUCUUGUGAUCCCCCGGUGCAGUACUCUCUCGGUGGGGUAUUCCAGUCUACUUAUCUUCCAUUAUUCCUGUGUGUGUGUGUGUGUGUGUGUGUGUGUGUGUGUGUGUGUGUGUGUGUGUGUGUGUGUGUGUGUGUGUGUGUGUGUGUGUGUGUGUGUUUGUCAGACAGCUUGAUCUUCAUUGAGUUUUGUAGCACUAUGAGUCUCCAGCAACAAAUUAAGUUAUGAUACUCCCAGAUACUACGGUUUUUACUUCGUUUUUCUCACAGACGCUAGCGUACAGAUCACCUUUUUCUACAGAUUGCUAUCGCUUUUUGCUCAUCCAACCUUGAAGCGCCGUUUUGCCCGAACAAGAUUCCUUGAAAUGUCACGCUGAAAACGAACAGAAACCUAUUAUAUGAGCCUGUCACAGAGAAGUUGGCGUUGUGUAUCACUGCAUUACACCAUGCACAUGAUUGCAUUGUCUUGUCUGCGAGAAGGUCUUGGUAAAAAUGUCAGCAUGUGUUUCAUGAUUUUGUCCAUUUUCACCAGCUUCAAGGCACUUUUGGAGAUGCAUUUGAUGAAACUAAGUGCAUUGUAUGCAGAGUCACUGUCUUAUCAACCAA
Sycon ciliatum is the source of this 4798-nucleotide messenger RNA. RefSeq names its product protein phosphatase 1 regulatory subunit 12A-like. The coding region runs from base 654 to 3980 and encodes 1108 amino acids. Gene Ontology annotation, molecular function: phosphatase regulator activity; protein binding; enzyme inhibitor activity. The transcript has a single exon. The record is from RefSeq and is a predicted model, not a curated record. Lineage: Eukaryota; Metazoa; Porifera; Calcarea; Leucosolenida; Sycettidae. Gene Ontology annotation, cellular component: cytoplasm.